CCGAAUUGUGCGUCACCGGUUUCCAGGUGCGGCCCCGCCCCCUCGGUGGCGCGUGACGUCACGCGCAGAGGGCGGGGCAGCGGCGGGCACAACAACAUGGCGCUGAACAGGAAUCACUCGCAAAGCGGCGGUGGCGUCGUCAUCAGCAACAGCGAGAGCUUUUUAAAGGAAUGCAAAGAUGUGGAGCUAUCAUUCGGUGAUUUGACUGCAAAGUCGGAUUUCUUUAAAGGGACCAAGAAGGGAACUCUGUACUUGACCCCAUACAGGAUGAUCUUUGUAUCAAAAGGAAAAGACCCAAUGCAGUCAUUCAUGAUGCCCUUCUAUCUGGUAAAAGGAUGUUCUAUUGAACAGCCAGUCUUCUCAGCUAAUUACAUAAAGGGUACCGUUCACGCUGAGCCUGAAGGCGGCUGGGAAGGUCAGGCAGCAUUCAAGUUGGUUUUUAACAGUGGAGGGGCUAUCGAUUUUGGUCAGCUGAUGUUUAAAGUGGCUCAACAGGCUUCCAGGGGUACUCCUGUGCAGAACAAUGCUUAUGGAUAUGAACCAGUGGGUGUGAUGAGUUUUGGAUUUGCACCAGCAAACGGCCCCUAUGCAGCCAAUGGCCCCUAUGCAGCAAAUGGCCCCUAUGCAGCAAAUGGCCCCUACGCAGGGAACGGUCCAUACGCCUAUCAGCCGCCUCCUAUGAAUGGUUAUGGACCUCAGCCAACAACAGUGGGUUACUCUUAUGGAAUGUCUGCACUACCUCCAGGUGCGCACCCAUCUGCUCCUGCCAUGGACAUGUACAUGCCGCCCCCACCUCCUUACCCUGGACUUCCUCCAGCUAAUGUGGCUCAACAUGGACUGCCUGGUGGAGCUAAAGCCGCAGAAGCAGCGUCCAGUGCGUACUACAACCCGUGCAAUCCUCACAGUGUCUACAUGCCGAUGGAUCAGCCCCCACCGUAUACACCAGCAGAGGAGAAGAAGAACAAGUGAAACACUCUGAAGUUGCGAUUCUUCCAACCGUUUGUGAAUUGUUUACUUUCUAAAAAAAAAGUGUGUUGUUAGAAGCUGCAUUUUUAUUAGACUUGAGCCAGUCCAUAAUCUCUUUCCACAUUGUAUCGUCCAGCUACAGAACUGAGUCUCGGACUGCAGGCAUCUGGUUGUGUCUGUGCACAGAUAUCUUGUGCAUUGAAGUAGGUGAGGUGGCCAGAACAUGACACCAUUGUACGCCGUCUCUUUCCUCAUCCUUGUCGUCUUUUCUACUUUCCUUGCCUCUGCCGGAAGUAAUCUGCCUCCAAACUUCAUUGACCUCCGUACAUUGUCAAGCGAAUGUUGGAAAGAAAUUAAUUAAAUUGCUCCAAUUGAGCCAAGCCUGUCUAGGUCCUGCAGGAUCUACUCCAUCAGGAAUUCGGACCAGACCGGGGGUGAAAAUAUUAGCCUGAUGUCACCAAUGGCCAGUUGGAAGCAUUGUGCUGGUUGGUGCUGCAGCUGUCUAGACCCUGAAGGCAGUGAGACUUAAUGAAUAACAUCCUUAAAUGCCAAGAUGCUGCUUGUAAAUAUGACAAUAUACAAUUAUACCAGAAACAUAUCGAAUUAUUGAAAUUUUUUCACAUAAUGCAAACAGAAACACGUUCCCACAAGAUGACAGUACUGGAUUGUGAACCAUUUGAAUCAAGAUUAAAAUCACAGUGAUCAUCAUUGCCCAUUUACCAGAACGUUAUCACUAGGCAUUAGGGUUUUAAGAUAUAGAAAGUUUUAAGUAUUCAAAUUCUUUAUUUAAAGUUUUCUAUAUGAAAUAAAAGACUUCUUAUGGCUGAGAUUAAAUUAUACGACUAUUGCUUGGAAUUUACCAAGUAAUAUUUUGACAGCUUGGCAGAAAGGGAUUGGAGAAAUUCCUUCUUAACAUUUGUCUGUGCAAUUUUGCUAGCAAGGGUUUCUUGGCAUUUCUUACAGAGAAAGAUCAGAUCAGAUUAACUGAUUUCAAAUUAGCUGUGACUUUGCUGCUCUGUGGUAAAGUUCACAAAGUUCCCACUGGGCAAUGUGAAUUACUAUUGGUGGGAAUAUGAGCUUCAGCAGUUCAACCUCUGGCACUGAAUCAACGAAUAUUAAUCAGUGAACAUUAACCCAAAGCCUUUUUGCACUUCAUCAUUUUAUAUUGUCGCCACCAUAAUUGAAGUCUGACGUUCAUGUUCCACUCAGUGAGGUGAAUGGGUCGAGAGGAAGCACUGAGACUCAUGUAGGGUUAUAAAAACAUAAUCCUUCCCUGUUGGAAACAAUGUGCACAAGAUCCAUUGUUGCAUGGUUGGGUCUUGUUUGUGUUUCUAAAGCCUUGUGCCCUUCAGUAAUACUGCUUGCUUACUUAGUGUCACAGAGUGAUACAGUGUGGAAACAGGCCCAACUUGCCCACACCGGCCAACAUGUCUCAGCUACACUAGUCCCACCUGCCUGCACUUGGCCCCUGUCCCUCCCAACGUGCCCUGUCCAUGUACUUAUUUUGUCUGAUUAUUUUUAAGAGUGAUGAGCAGUGUUGGUGUUGGUUUGCUCUGGGUGGGUGGGGAGAUCCCACAACUUGUUAGUGGUGGGAAUGGCAUUGAUGAUGAACUGGGCCCUAACCACAUUUCUUCAAGGAGACCUGCAUCUUCCAACUGACCCACAAUAGCAUGUUAGGUAGGGGAAUAGCUGUUUACUUACUGAUUCUCCCUGUGCCUCGGUGGCCUUAUGACUGGACUAUACACCAGGGCACAGACACCAUGUGAAGCAUUGUAGAAAGCUGCAUGGAACAAGCUGCUUUGUGCACACAGUAGGUAAGACAAAGGUUUUUUUUAUUUGGGAUUAUCUUCUCAAACAUUACACAUUUUCCAAUAGCCAGUUUCUGCAAAAUAACAAUGUGAAGCCAGUAAUGGGCUCCCCUCGUGCCCAGACUUACAUAGAAAACUUCAGGGCUGUUUUAAUGCAUUGACUUCUAUUGUUGGGAGAGGGAUCUCUACACCUGCAUGAUAUUGAGGCCUCCUGCCAAAGGAUAAACCCUGCUUGUCCAGACUGUGCUGGUGGCCAACUAUAGACCAACCCUGAGACCGGUUCAUUGGAAUUAGCAACAAAUCAAAUGAUUACCCCAGAACUUUAAUCAGUCUGGACUGCUUUAUUUCCCUGUCAUGUUCAUAAAUGAUAGGAGCAGAGUUAAGCCAUUUGGCCCAUCUGGUCUAUUCUGCCAUUCAAUCAUGGCUGAUCUAUCUCUUCCUCCUAACCCCAUUCUCCUGCCUUUUCUCCGUCACCCCUGACACCCGUACUAUUCAAGAAUCUAUCCAUCUCUGCCUUAAAAAUAUCAAUUGACGGCCUCCACUGCCCUCUGGAUGAAAGAAAUUCCUCCUCAUCUGUCUACAGUUCCACUUCAUAGGCAGCGUGGUGACCAGUUGCCGCCACAGCUUGCAGUUGUGUGUGUAGGAGAGUAAAGGAACACAAGGAGGGAGUUAGCUGUGGAGUAGACAGAGAAUGAGGACUCAACUCAGCUCAUUAGUAAUACUGCGUUUUACAGAGCAAACUGGUUCAUGAAAAUUAAUGUCGCUAUUUUUCACUCCUGGAAACCUUUGUACCAUUAUCCGUGCAUGUGGUAACUGAAGGUACAGCAGAGGCCCCUAGUGUGGUCUUUGCCUUUCCUCCACUGACUGCUAACCGACUUCUUAGAAGUAGUGUCCUUUCUUGGUAUAGCAUGUUCUUAAACUUGAUUUUUAUAUAUAUCGAAAGGAAAUCGCUUAGUGUGACUUUUUAUCAAUGAAAAGAUUGAUGUUUCUACUUUCUACUGAUGGGGAUGAAAUAAUACACAAAGUGACGGAGCAAAUGAUUGUAGUGGUGUCACUGGGUAAGGGCAGCAUUGCUUUUGGCCCACUGGGCCCAUACUAAUGUUGAUAUCAUUCUGUGAAUAAAGAAAAUGGGACUAAAUUAAUAAGAAA
Amblyraja radiata (thorny skate) is the source of this 3923-nucleotide messenger RNA. Its product is annotated as WW domain-binding protein 2-like. The transcript has 8 exons. Gene Ontology annotation, biological process: positive regulation of DNA-templated transcription. The record is from RefSeq and is a predicted model, not a curated record. NCBI's taxonomy places the organism in Eukaryota, Metazoa, Chordata, Chondrichthyes, Rajiformes, Rajidae. The coding region runs from base 97 to 969 and encodes 290 amino acids. Gene Ontology annotation, cellular component: nucleus. Gene Ontology annotation, molecular function: transcription coactivator activity; chromatin DNA binding.